CAACAAGGGAUUUAAAAGGACGGUGUACACAUCUGGUGGUAGUGCUUGAUAGAAUUCCGGCAAGUAACAAUUGAAGAAGAAACAUAGCGAAAAUGACUCUUCGUGUUGGGUGCAGAGCUGAUGAUGCUGACAAGCAUGAGUUUGAUGUAAAUUCUUUACUUUACCACAAAGGGAAGUUAUACAGUGCUGGUGAUGACGGUAGGAUCAAGGUAUGGGCUUCGGAUCUCACCAAGCUGGGAGAAGUCCAAGCCCACCCUUGUUCCGUAUACUCAAUUACAGCUAGCGAUGAUUCUCUUUACUCCUGCUCAAACGAGGGUACCGUCAAAUCCUUCGAUCUGACCACACUCAAAGAAAAGGAAGUCUUGGCCCAAGACGACAAGAAUGAGUUCUGGAAGGUCUGCUACUCCAAUGGGGCUCUUUACGCAGGAGAUAAUACUGGAAAUAUCAUAGUUUGGAAAGACAACAAAACCUAUGGCACCCUAAACGUAGCAGAACCUGUUAAGGACAUGGCUGUGUCUGGAAACUUCCUAUUUUCCGUUAAAGACACAGAUCUUGUCAUUACUGACGUCCAUCUUGGUGGUGAAAAAAUACAGUUCGGCACCAAAAAGACCUACGUAGGCAGAGCCCCUAUAGCCUUAAUAGGAAAGCAACUCUUCGCCUUCGCUAGUAGGGAAGGCAAAGACAUUAUCGUCAACGAAAACAAUGACCAGUCCCAUUUCAAACCCGUCAGUAAAGUCGAGGGAGCCCACGAGAUGAUCAUCAACACAUUGGCUGGUACCACGUGGAACAACAAGAACGUCCUGUUUAGCGGCGGAUGGGACAAAACGGUGAAAAAAUGGAACAUCGACGACGACAUCAUCAAGCAAGACGGUUCCUGUGACGUGGAGAUCGUCAUCAAUUCCAUUGCGAUCGGCGAUAAGGGGGAAGUCUAUGUUGGUGGGGGUGACGGGCAUAUCGUUCGCAUUGAAAUUGAGUAAGCUAGGAGUUGGAUGACAAAUUUAUUUAUAUGUAUUUAAUUUUUUUAAUACGUUAGGUAGGAGAUAUAGGAAAAGUAAAAAAAAUGUUUCUAGCUACCUCAGUGGUAGCCGUAGAUGAGGCGGUAUUUUAAUAAAUAGUAUUGUCUAAUACGUUGUAUUUUUAAAUGUAGCUUUUAUAUGUUUUGUAAUUAAAAAUUACAUGGU
Molecule: messenger RNA, 1181 nt
Organism: Anoplophora glabripennis (Asian longhorned beetle)
Lineage: Eukaryota; Metazoa; Arthropoda; Insecta; Coleoptera; Cerambycidae
Product: myosin heavy chain kinase D
Exons: 6
Coding region: 93-977 (294 amino acids)
Molecular function (GO): protein binding
Source: RefSeq, a predicted model, not a curated record